AUGGGUAAGCGCGGAGCACCAAAGUCUGAGCCGAAGGCAAAGGCGAAGGCUAAGUCAGCUCCUCGUGCCUCUUCCUCUUCUCCAAAACCACAGUGUAUGACGGAGGACGAGUUGGGUGAGUACCGCCUCCUGCACAGCAAACUCACGUACAGGUCCAAAAGUGGAGUUGCUGGAGCAGAUGAGGCCUUGCAGCAGCUCAAGCUGAACCGGCAAAUGGUUUUGGACAAAUUUCGCGGAGAUAAGAGCAUGUCUUGGGUGCCGAGUAUGGUUCAUUCCUUGGACUAUACUUCUGUCAAUGCUGUGGCCAAGAAGUCUGAGUGGCUGAACUCCUUCCAGAUCAUGCAGAAGCUUGGCCUAUCGCCUGCUCAGAUCAAGGCGGAUGCCGAUGCCAAUGCGCUUUUCGAAGCUACUUUGGAUACCUUGCCGCAGAAGGAUCACUAUGUCCAAGCUCUGCAGGAGAAAGGCAUGAAGCUUUACGAAUGGUCCGAAGAAUGUGCAGAGGAAAAGGUUGGGUCGAGUGAGAAGAUGUCUAUCAAUGCAACAGGUUCUGCUUCCAGUGCCCCGAAGAACAAGGCACUUCCUGGAGCAGCAGAUGCCAAGGGUGGUCCCGGACUCGUGGUGAACUAUGACCAGGUUUGCAACAGUUCUCGUGGACUCAUGAAAAGGCAGAUUAAGGAAUUGGAGAAGUUGUCUUCGAAGCUGCGGAAGUUGCGGGCAGAUGUUCCGCAAAAGGACAAUGAGCACUUGAUGGAUGACAUGAAGAAGUGUGAGACGAAGCUGAAUGCGUCGCUGGAGGAUCUUACUUCGUGCCUUUGUGAGCACCCCAAUGGUGGAAGUGAGGAUAUCCACAACAAGUUCAAGGCUGUCUUGGACGAGAGCAUCGUCGUCAAGUCUGCUGCUGAGAAAGCGGAGAUUCUGGCCAAGGAUGCCAUCAACAGUUACAACAUGAAAAUUGACGAAGAACUUACAGCAGAGCUUGAGAAGGCUGAGGCGGCUGAGGCUGAGGCUAAGGCGGCUAAGGCCAAGCCUGGCAAUUCUAACUCGAAUGAGUCCGGCAGUGGUGAUGACGAGAAGAAGGAUGAGAAGAACCCAGACAAUGCCAAUGGGUCUGCCGCCUAG
Cladocopium goreaui is the source of this 1119-nucleotide messenger RNA. The record is from the annotation of a GenBank genome assembly. NCBI's taxonomy places the organism in Eukaryota, Dinophyceae, Suessiales, Symbiodiniaceae.